Molecule: messenger RNA, 177 nt
Organism: Saccharomyces paradoxus
Lineage: Eukaryota; Fungi; Ascomycota; Saccharomycetes; Saccharomycetales; Saccharomycetaceae
Gene: HOR7
Product: Hor7p
Exons: 1
Coding region: 1-177 (58 amino acids)
Source: RefSeq, a predicted model, not a curated record
AUGAAGUUAUCUCAAGUUGUCGUUUCCGCUGUCGCCUUCACCGGUUUAGUAAGUGCUGCUAACAGCUCUAACACCUCAAGCACAAAUGCCGCCCAACCAAUUGCCGGUUUGAACAACGGUAAAGUUGCUGGUGCCGCUGGUGUUGCUCUAGCUGGUGCAUUGGCCUUUUUGAUUUAA